Messenger RNA from Debaryomyces hansenii CBS767, 501 nucleotides. It is a transcript of the gene YAH1, whose product is annotated as adrenodoxin. Gene Ontology annotation, molecular function: 2 iron, 2 sulfur cluster binding. The transcript has a single exon. Bases 1 to 501 code for a protein of 166 amino acids. Gene Ontology annotation, biological process: P450-containing electron transport chain; positive regulation of oxidoreductase activity. Gene Ontology annotation, cellular component: mitochondrion. The record is from RefSeq and is a predicted model, not a curated record. Lineage: Eukaryota; Fungi; Ascomycota; Pichiomycetes; Serinales; Debaryomycetaceae.
AUGUUCAGAAGCAUACUCAGAUCAAGUCGUUGUAUCCCAAAGACUUUGCAAAACAACUGUCGCUCUCCAACCGUUGUGACUCCUUUGAACUUGUACAAACAAUUUCAUCAAACCGUUCCAAAAUUCCACGGCCAUCUCCAUAAACCAAACCCAGGUGAAGAGCUCCAUAUUACAUUCAUAACUAAAGACGGAGAACAAUUAUCUUUCGAGGUAGCAGAGGGUGAUAAUGUUUUAGAUAUUGCCCAAGCUCACAAUUUGGACAUGGAGGGUGCUUGUGGAGGUUCUUGUGCCUGCUCCACUUGCCAUGUUAUUGUUGAUCCUGAAUUUUAUGAUGAAAUUCCAGAGCCGGAUGAUGAUGAAAAUGAUAUGUUAGACUUGGCCUUUGGCUUAACCGAAACUUCCAGAUUGGGAUGCCAGAUUAAGAUGAGCAAGGAAAUCGACGGUAUAAGGGUAGCGUUACCAGCAAUGACCCGUAAUUUACAAAACAAGGACUUUAACUAG